CAAGUCCACAGCACACAGCAAAGUUUUUAUAAGAAACUGAAGUCCAAGCCCACCAUCAUGCAGACCAGCAGCAGCCUUCACACCUCCAGUAAAAAUAGGUGUUAUAUUAAAAGAGCUCCUUAUUUUGAUGAAAGGAGUGAUUAUAACACAGAAGAGGAGGAGGAUCCAAGAGAAUAUUGCGAUGGAGGCUACCACCCUGUACGAGUGGGUGACGUUUUUAACAAGAGGUAUAAGGUUCUAUCCAAGCUGGGGUGGGGCUACUUCGCUACUGUGUGGCUCUGUGUGGACCUCAGGUCUGGAAGGCAUGUAGCAGUGAAAGUCCUGAAAAGUGGACCUGGCUUUCUGCAGGCUGGCCAAGACGAGUUAACCCUCCUGCGCUGUGCCAGCAGUCCCUCUGCCUUCCACCCACUGAGAGGACACAUUGUGCAGUUGCUGGAUGAGUUCAAAAUAGCUGGUGUUAAUGGCAUCCAUGUGUGUUUGGUACUGGAGUUGCUGGGUCCAGAUCUGCGCUGUUGGCAAGUGUGUUUCGGCCAGCCUGGCCUCUCACUCACAUGUGUCAGAAGAAUAAUCACUCAGGUGCUUGAGGGUCUUGACUAUCUGCACACACACUGUAAGAUCAUCCAUGCAGACAUCAAGCCUGAGAACAUUCUGCUCUGUCUGGGGCGGCAGCCUCUGGAACACACCACAUACAUAAAUCCAGAGAACAUUUCAGUGAAAAUCACAGACCUGGGCAGCUCCUGCUGGGUGUACAAGCACUUCUGUGAGAAGAUCCAGACCCAGCAGUAUCGUGCUGUGGAAGUUCUGCUCGGUUCUGAUUACGGGCCUCCUGCUGAUAUCUGGAGUGUAGCCUGCAUGGCGUUUGAGCUUGCCACUGGCGACCCUUUAUUUGAGCCCAAACCUGGAAGGAAUUUCUCUUUGGAAGAAGACCAUCUAGCACAUAUUAUUGAGCUCCUGGGUAAGAUCCCUGCAUCAAUGGCUCUGUCUGGGAAAUAUUCAUCAAAGUAUUUCAACAGCAAAGGAGACCUGCAGAGAAUUCAUACACUUCGUCCCUGGGGGUUGUAUGAAGUCCUGAUAGAGAAAUAUCACUUCCUUCUUCAAGAAGCAACUCUCUUCGCAGAUCUUCUGCUCCUGAUGAUGGAGUUCCUGCCAGAGCAAAGAGUGACAGCCGCUCAGUGUCUCAAACACCCAUGGCUGAAAUUGUGACCUUACUGUACAUUCCCCUCUGACUCAUAAAACUCUUAAAAUAUUUUACCUUUUAGAUUUAAAUGUUCAUGUGUAACAAAUGUCAUUCUUCAUUCAGAAAUCUCUAUUGUAUUAUAAUCAUUUAGACAAUGAGGCUUUUGUACUCCAGCUCAGGGAUCAUGGACUAUGAUAAGAGACAGAAUAUCACACAAAUAUGUGCCUUGUAGAAAUUAUAGCUUUUUUGUACACAGUAAAGGAUAAACAACCAUAUCUAAAAUGUUCAUGUUCGCUAGUAUACUGCAAAUCUUUUACAAUCAGCGAAUGUCUAAAUGUGACAUGAUGUCGAAUAUGGCUUAUUUUUUGCACUAGCCAAAAGUUUUUUCCUGCUUAUUUUUAUAAAUAGAAAAAAACUUAGCACCAACCUUACGAUAAUGUAGGGUUAUUAUGAUAACUAUACAAGUAUUAUCAUGAAUUGAUUUUACUAAACACAUACAAACUAUUAGAGGAUUAUUAUUUAUAUAUUUAUUUUGCCCAAAUAUUAUGCCCAAAUUGUCAUUAUUAGUGUGAAUUUUCGUAUUAUUUUUCGAAUUGCUAUAAAUCCACCGUCCAGCUUUGUCACAAUGAAUAAAUCAAUCUGCUGAUGUGUUUGUAUCAAUGUAAAUAUGCAAUUCAGUAUCAGUAAUAUGUUAUUAGAGUUUUUAUGUUUUCACCGCAAACAGCAGAACAAGUAUUGAUAAUAGUAAGACGAAUAC
Molecule: messenger RNA, 1934 nt
Organism: Clarias gariepinus (North African catfish)
Lineage: Eukaryota; Metazoa; Chordata; Actinopteri; Siluriformes; Clariidae
Product: SRSF protein kinase 3
Exons: 12
Coding region: 58-1203 (381 amino acids)
Biological process (GO): spliceosomal complex assembly; regulation of mRNA processing; protein phosphorylation
Molecular function (GO): ATP binding; protein kinase activity
Source: RefSeq, a predicted model, not a curated record